AUUUAUUUUGUGUAAAUGCCCAACAGAGCAACUGCGUAUUUGUGUUUUCAGGAAAUUUUAAGUUGUGUUAUGGUGAAGAACUUGGACACAGGGGAGAUGGUAGCCCUGAAAGAUGCUGAUAUGAAACUACCAAAAUGUGUAGAUCCUCUGGUCUUACAUAUAAUGGAAAGGACAAAUGAAUAUCCUAGUGAUGAAGGAUCAGACAGAGAUGAUGAUGGCCGCUCAGAGGGUGGACUCUCCGCAACAGCUGAAAAUGUGAGGAAGAAAGGAAAGCGGUUGAAGAAACUGUUUGGCAGGAAGAUGGGAAAGACAUACAGUAAAGUGAAAUCUGUAGCUGACCAAGUUAUGCAUGGAGAAGAAAGCAGUACUAUUGUGGAAGGAGAGAUCUCAGAGGAUGGCAGAAGAUUUAAGUUUAAAGCAAAUCACAACAAGAAAGGACCAUAUGAUUUUGGACAGCUCAAGUCAGUGCAGGACCUUAGUGGUGAACAUACAGGUGCAGUGUGGGCGAUGAAGUUCUCACCAUGUGGAAGGUUACUGGCUACAGGAGGCCAGGACAGUGUUCUCAGGAUCUGGGUUCUAGAUUCAGCAUACAACUACUUUGAUGACAUGAGACAGAAAUAUGUUGAAAUGAAAGUUUCUCCAGCCCCGUCUCAGGAAAGUCUCAGUUCAAUACCAUCUCUGUCUUCAGAACAGUCUUCUAUGGAGUUAGGGGCAACAGCGGAGACUGUUGAAGACAGCAGAAAAGGUCCAUUUAAGACAAAGCCAUUCUGUAAAUACAGGGGACAUACUGCUGACUUGCUCGACGUUUCGUGGUCAAAGAAUUAUUUUAUCCUGUCAUCUUCCAUGGAUAAGACAGUAAGAUUGUGGCAUUUAUCACGGAGAGAAUGUCUCUGUACAUUUCAACAUGUAGAUUUUGUCACGUCUAUAGUCUUUCACCCAAAGGAUGACCGCUAUUUUCUCAGUGGAUCUUUAGAUGGCAAGUUACGGCUAUGGAAUAUUCCUGACAAGAAGGUUACCUUGUGGAAUGAAGUUGGCAGUGGAAGCUUGAUAACAACUGCAAACUUUUGUCAUAAUGGAAAAUUUGCUGUCGUCGGGACUUAUGAUGGAAAAUGUAUAUUUUUUAGCACAGAGCAUUUGAAAUAUUACACACAGAUCCAUGUACGCUCAACCAGAGGAAAAAAUUCAAGAGGGAAAAAAAUUACUGGUAUAGAACCUUUACCCGGUGAAGACAAGGUGUUAGUAACAUCGAAUGAUUCUCGCGUCCGACUGUAUGAUCUCAGGGAUUUGACCUUGACCUGUAAAUAUAAAGGUCCCACAAACACCAGCAGCCAAAUUAGAUCAGGUUUUAGCUGUAAGGGCAAGUAUAUAGUGUGUGGCUCAGAAGAUCAGUUUGUUUACUUGUGGAGGACACAACAUGAGUUCUAUAAAUUCUCUUCAGCUAGAAGGGAUAGGAAUGAUUACUAUGAGGCAUUUAAAGUGCAUAAUGCAGUAGUCACAGUGGCUGUCUUUGCUCCAAAUUCAAACCAUUUUUUCGCUAUAGACGAUUCAAACAGCAAGAAGUCAAAAGACUCGUCCCCAGAAGCUGAAUUUAUAGUUAGUGCUGACCUAAUGGGCUGUAUUAAAGUUGUCAGAGUAAAAUGAACUAUGAUAUUAUUCAUGAAGUUUACAUGUUUAUCCACAGUGAUUAUUCAUGGCAUUGGUUUGACCAGCAUCAUGGACUUGGAACAAGUGACACUUUCUGAUCAGUUUUCACCAGGAGUCCAGGAUGUUGGCUUACAUUAAUCGGGAAGGAAACAGAAAAAAGAUUUAAAUGUGUUUAUGUGUUUCAUUUUGAGACAGUUUGUCACUACAGUGCAAAAAAUGGUUAUUUGCUUCUAUAUAUCAGUCCUGUUAGUCAUCAAUUGUGCAGAGGUGCCAGACUAUGUACUUUCAACUUGUAACGUUUUGUUAAAUGUAAUUUAAAAGUGACAGUUUUUAUAUUUUACACCUUUCUAUGCAAAUUACUGUAAAAAUAUGUUUUAGCAAUUCACAGAGACACCAAAACUUUAUAAUUUGAAUGCUUUUGUUUUUCAGCUGGUACAAAAUUGUCCAUAAGUAUUUAACUAAUUCAGUUAUUUAUCCCCCAACUUACAAAUUUUAAAGAUGACUUAAUUUGUUCCUCGAAGUAUGAUACAUUAUGCUUAUUGUAAAAGUAGCUUUAUCUUGGAUACUGUAUUUGACUCAAGUUCAUUUUGCAGCAUCUGGAUCUAGAAAAUGUUUAACAAAAUACCUCUUAGAGCUUGGUAAUGGCAUUAUAAUUUAUAUCGGAACUUGUUGCGCUAGUGAUUCAUGAUUGGUUAAUUUUACUGUUUUGUAAUUGUUGUGUCAGAAAAUAACUUCUUUGUGCAAACUUGCUGUAGACCUUCAUUUAACCGAACCAUCAAUGACUGUCAUAUUUUUUUUUAUCCUAGUUUUAUACCAGUAAUAUUUGUCUUCCUUCUAUAAGUUUCAAGUUCCAUUUAUUAUUGUUUUUAUUGCAAAAUUGUUUAAAGUGUUCAAAUUUUAGAAAUUUUUUCUUGCCAAUUGAUGAGAAAGCAGCAGAACAAACCAUUAAUAUACACCAAAAUUUCCCUUGUUAAUUUAAAUAGUAGACCAUAUUCUACUCAUGUCAGGUGAAUUUACUCCUAUAUUGUAUGCUAUAUUAAAAUAAAUCAAGCUUAUAUAUCACCAUAUAUUGAAUGUUUGGGCUUUUAAGUGCUUGGAAGUUAUAAUACCAUUUUCCUAAUGUGUUCAUGCUAAACAUUCAGUUAAAGUCAACAUCACAUUUUAUAUAAAAGAAAUAUAAAUAUAGAUUUAUUCUUAUUAAAUUUUACAUUAUGCAAAUUUCAUAAACUCAUCAUUAUGUCUCCCCCAUAGGUAGGGAAGGCAUAUUGUUUUUGCCUUCGCCGUCUCCGUCCAUCCGCUUUAAGCUUGUCCGGCUUUCCCAGAUCAAACUGCUGGCUGGAUUUCGACGAAACUUCACAGGAGUGAUCAGUACCAACUCUAGUUAUGCAUAUCUCUAGCAUGUUCAACCGAUACGUUCCUCUUUGCUGCACAAAAUGGCUGCCAGAGCUAAAAAUAGAAAAAUCUUGUCCGCCUUUCAUAGGUCAAACUGCUGGACAGAUUUCGACGAAACUUCACAGGAGUGAUCAGUACCUAGCUGAGUUGUGCAUAUCACCGACUUGUUCCGCUUCAGUGCACAAAAUGGCCACCAAAGCUAAAGGUAGAAAAAUCUUGUCUGGCUUUCACAGGUCAAACUGCUGGCUGGAUUUCGAGGAAACUUCACAGGAGCCUAGUUGUGCAUAUCGCUGGCAUGUUCUGCUUCACAGCACAAAAUAGCCACCAGAGCUAAAAAAGAAUACAUAAGGAGAGACAUAUGUUUAUGUGACAAAAACACCUUCUAGUCUGCAAUUUAAUUCUAGUGAAAAAUCAAUGACAUUGACAUUGUAGAAAAAGAUUAUCUACAGCUACAAAUGUAUUUCUUAGACCUAUGUAACAAGAAAUUUAUUUAUAAAAAUGAAUUUUAGUAUUUUUGUGGAGAGAAGUCCAUAAGUAUCUUAUAAAAGUCCUGCUUCAACAGUGUCUUAUGAGUCAUUUCUUUAAAAUUACCAGAUUAAAAGUACGUAGAGUUAGUUGAUCUUAACUGUCAUAAGCUUGGUAUUAUUAUAGUUAUAUUUAUUGUAUUAUCAUAUUUUCAAUAAUUUAUUUUCUUGUUAUGUUAAAUCUAUGCAGAAGUUAGAUGCAUUAACCACAACUUUUCGCUUUAAAAUGUUAUUAAGUAAGUUUUCAAGGACUUCUUGUUUGGUUCAUAAAAUCUGUAACAAGUGUUUUCAGAUUUUUUUCUUAUGGUUUCAGAACAAAUAUAUGAGUUGUACAUUAUGCUAUAGGUAUUUAUACCUUUUGACUUUUUAACAGAUCUUUAAUUGUAUUAGUUCUGACACUAAAAAUGUUAUUUUUCCAUUGGAAAAACUCCAUUGCUGAAGUUUGAGCACAUGGGCAUUUGAAAAAGAAGAACAUUUUUGCAAAAUUUUGCAUAUUGUGUCAAACAUUUUACUAUUAUAAUAAUUAGAAAUUUGGAGAGAUAUGUAAGAAUCUAAAAAUUUAUGGUGACAGCAUUGCAAUUUUACUUAAAUUGAUGUUCAAAUUAGCUGAAAUUUACUAUGGAAUUCCAGAAUUCUUGAUGAUAAGUUCCCAUGUAAUCAACAUACAUGUAUUUUAAAAUUUCAAUGUUGCUGAUACAACCCUUAUAGUUCUACUAUACUGUGUAAUAUCAAUAUUUUCAUGAAUAAAUUAAUGCCAAAUGUGUGUUAUGGAAUAGAUAAAUCAGUCAUUAGUUUAUGAUAUAUUAUUUAGAUGAAACUUUCAAAACAGUUAACAAGAUUUUUUUUCCUUGCUGACUUUGCAUCAGUAUUUUCUGGGCAAGUUUCUGAUACUGUAAAAGUAGAAAUUUCCGCCAUGGUUAAAUUUUUGCUAUAUUCGCGAGGCCCUAUAUCUCACGAAAAUUAAUCCUCGUGUAAAUAUUCAUCAUUAGUAUAAUUCUAAUUCAAGUAGGUUACCAUUUUUAGCUCGACUUUUCAAAGAAAAAGUAGAACUAUUGCACUCGCCCCGGUGUCGGCGUCGUUGUUGGUUAAAGUUUUUGAUAAAGUCAAAUAUCUCUGUUACUAUCAAAGCUAUUGACUUGAAUCUUAAAAUACUUAUUCACCAUCAAAGUCUUCACCAGGAAAAACAAUCUCCAUAACUCUGAUUUGAAUUUUGACAGAAUUAUGCCCCUUUUAACUUAGAACUUUUGGUUAAAGUUCUUGAUAAAGUCAGUAUCUCUGAUACUAUUAAAGCUUUUGACUUGAAACUCAAAAUAGUUAUUUGCUAUCAAAGUCUACACCAGGAGACACAAUUCCCAUAACUUUGAUUUGAAUUUUGACAGAAUUAUGCCCCUUUUUAACUUAGAAUUUUUGGUUAAAGUGUUUGAUCAAGUCAAAUAUCUCUGUUACUAUCAAAGCUUUUGGCUUGAAACUUAAAACACUUAUUUACCAUCAAAGUCUACACCAGGAGAAACAAUUCCCAUAACUCUGAUUUGAAUUUUGACAGAAUUAUGCCCCUUUUUAACUUAGAAUUUUUUGUUAAAAUAUUUGAUAAGUCAAAUGUCUCUGUUUAUAUUAAAGCUUUUGACUUGAAGCUCAAAAUAGUUAUUUACUAUCAAAGUCUACACCAGGAGACACAAUUCCCAUAACUCUGAUUUGAAUUUUGACAGGGUUAGGUCCCUUUUUAACUUGAAUUUUUUUUUACUGGCAAAGCUCUAAUUCAGAGUCAAGCACUGAGAAAAGUCGAGCGCGCAGUCUUACGGACAGCUCUUGUUACAAUUUGGUAAAUAUUAAAUCUCACAAAUAUAUACUCAAGAUUUCAAAUUAGUAAAAUUUUGACCCCGGGAAAAUAUGUGAGUUUACAGUACAUUCUUAUUUUAUGUUCAUGAAAUAGAUUAGAAUAUGUAAGAUCUUGUUUGAAAGGCAUAUAGAAAAAAAUGUCUGUGUUCUUCAAAAACCUUUAUAUGUUAUUUUUGAUGAAAAAACCCUUAUUCAUGCAUUUAAAAAGCAGUACUUCAUUCCAUUGUCUGAAAAACUGCCUGAAUUGAUAGCCAAUCAGAAAGUUGCUAACUGAUCAUUUGAGAAAAUCUUGAACUUUCUUGUUGAAUUGCAUUCUUCAAAAGCCUUGUGAUAAAGAAAUAGUGUUGGUAACUUAAAAUAUUUUCCUUUUUCAGAUGAGUUACAACUACCCUGUACUAUUGAAUAUAUAACAUAAAAUCAUUUAAUGUGGUAUUAAAACAUCAUCAAGUGACAGUUAAGAGCAAAUAAUUGAUUGAUACAUUGCUUUCUCUUGGGCAGUUUGUACCAUUUUAAGGCACUUAAAAAUGUAAAUGAGAUUUUUGAAGAUUUCCAUUUUUGCCUAUUCUGAAAAGUAACCAGAAGUGACAUACUAGGUUGUUGAAGAACUGUGACAUUAUAAAGAAUCUGAUAUAAUUGUUGGCUAGUGCAAUACAUUUCCACAUGACAUACAGUUUACUUUUCAUAAUAAAAUGUGUUUAAUUAUCA
Mercenaria mercenaria is the source of this 6101-nucleotide messenger RNA. Its product is annotated as WD repeat-containing protein 44-like. The record is from RefSeq and is a predicted model, not a curated record. Gene Ontology annotation, molecular function: protein binding. The transcript has 15 exons. Bases 16 to 1641 code for a protein of 541 amino acids. Lineage: Eukaryota; Metazoa; Mollusca; Bivalvia; Venerida; Veneridae.